Molecule: messenger RNA, 987 nt
Organism: Asparagus officinalis (garden asparagus)
Lineage: Eukaryota; Viridiplantae; Streptophyta; Magnoliopsida; Asparagales; Asparagaceae
Exons: 7
Coding region: 195-746 (183 amino acids)
Biological process (GO): tail-anchored membrane protein insertion into ER membrane
Source: RefSeq, a predicted model, not a curated record
GAUCCCAUUUGCCGAAGCCCUCCGUGCCCAAAUCCGUACAAACGCAGGCUUUGUGUCCGUUCACCCGCGGUGAGUUCAUCUCCCUUCCAAAAACCUAGAUUUCGCCGUUCUCAUAUUCAACCCUCGCUUAACGGGCUAACGACGUGGACGGGCCCCUAGGAACGGCCGACGUGUCUCCGGCAACGGCAGCAGAGAUGGACGGAACCCUAACCGUUGACGGCGGAGGCUCUUUCUCCCCGUUCUUCAUCUUCCUCAUCGUCCUCGCUCUCCAGGCCCUCGAUGGAUUCCUCGCCAUUAUCAAGAAGAGAGGAUCAAGCAGCAGUGAGCAAGCUCAGUUAAGGCAAGAGAUAAAGCAACUUUUGAAAGAGGCAAGCUCUUUGUCAACGCCUGCCACAUUUGCCCAGGCUGCAAAACUUCGACGAACAGCAGCAGCUAAAGAGAAGGAACUAUUGAAAAAAAAGGAGGAGCAAGCAAAGGAUAGCAAAUUGUCGCAUGGUUUAUAUGGAAGAACACUUCUUGUUCUUAAGGUGUUAUUAUAUAUUGGACUAUGCUGGUGCUUUUGGACUGUACCUGUUGCAGCAGUCCCUCAACAUCUUUUGCAGCCUUUCGGGAGCUUUUUAUCCUGGAGAAGUAAAGAUUCGGCGACUGGCCUUAUCACGGUUGGGAUAAUUCCUUGGCUGGUUCUCUCCUCUCGGGUCAGUAAAUUCAUGUGUCAGAAAUUUUCCAAGGCUAUUGCUCUUAAAUAGAAGAGAAGAUCCUUGCUGGAAUUGAAUCUGAUCAAGAUCUCUCAUGGAGAGACAAUGGCCAAAAUUUUGUGGAUUUAACCCAGGAUGAGCCUCACAAAUGUUCUUGAGAUUUAUUAAAGAUGAGAAAAAUCCGGGCACACUAUUUUAUGUUAUUUUAUUUUUGUGCCUUUUUUGUGUUCUGUGGUUAUAUUGAGAAUUUUUUUACUUGUGUUUCAGUGAGUAGAUUACUUCCAUUGUACAA